UUAAUUGAUUGAUGUUUUAGUAAAUGAAAAUGAGUGCAAAACAGACUAAAAUGGUUGCCUCUAAUCGUCAAUCAUUACAAAGACAACAAUACCGAGUUUUGGAUGAAAGUGGUCGCAAUCGGCGAAAGCGUAACCAAUUGGAUCAAUUAGAAAGAGACAAUUUUCAUGAGGACCCCCACGCAAACUUAGCCAUGCAUAAGAAGGCACCCAAAUUUGAGGACAACCCUAAAGCCAACUCAACGGGCGUUUCUUCGGCUGCAAAGAGACAUCAGAUUCCUCGCUCACGAAUGCUUACCAUUAAUAAUCUUAUCGAAGAAGAUUCGAAGACUGAAGAGGCAAACUAUAUUUCAUGUACUGCUCCUUCUCCUGAUGCCAUCAUUGCAAACAAUAGUGAGAAACCUCUUAAAAGAGUGGCAUUUGUGGCCAAAAGACAUUUCUGUAGUGUUUGUGGCUUUGAUUCAAACUAUACGUGUGUUAACUGCGGAAUGAGGUAUUGCUGUGUCUCAUGUCUUAAGACACAUCGCGACACUCGAUGUCUCAAAUGGACCACUUAGUCAUCCAAAAACAAACUAAACUAUAAUUAAUUAAUAUUAUUAUAAAAUUGAUUUUUUAAAUAAA
Molecule: messenger RNA, 618 nt
Organism: Oppia nitens
Lineage: Eukaryota; Metazoa; Arthropoda; Arachnida; Sarcoptiformes; Oppiidae
Product: zinc finger HIT domain-containing protein 1-like
Exons: 1
Coding region: 24-554 (176 amino acids)
Biological process (GO): chromatin remodeling
Cellular component (GO): Swr1 complex
Molecular function (GO): nucleosome binding
Source: RefSeq, a predicted model, not a curated record